AUGUUAAGUUUCCUAGACAUAUCUGGAAUGAAAUUAAAUGAAAAAAGCAUGAUGUUAGAUAUAUCUGCUAUUCCUUUAAUAGAAGAAAAAUUUACAGACGAUUUAAUCAAUUAACAACUAAUAUUGCUAUAAUCUUAAGAAACGAUAAAUGCGUUAGAUAACCAUUAAUAAUUACUUUAAGUAGCUGUUUUACUAAAGAAAAAAGUAAUAGCAUUAUUGGAAAAAUAUUCUAAAAUGCUAAUUUGUAAAGAUAAUUCCAUAAGAAAAACUAUUAAGUAGGAUUUAAUCUAAGUUAAUUAAGAAUACCAAGAACUUUUAAAUAAGGUAGAUUAAAGUGAAAGAGUUCCAAAUGAAGUUUUAAUGAUAAUUAAAUUAUUAGGAGAAUUUAUGGAAAAAAUGAGUGUAAAGUCAGAUGAGAAAAACUUAAUAUCAUAUUCCAAAACAUUAUCAGAUUAAUAAUCAAUUUAAAAAAAGUAAACAGGAUUAUAAUAAACUAAUUCAUAUGAAUGUUUUUAAAAAUAACGAUCUUUACCAAUUAAAGUUUCUUAACAAUAAAGUAGUUCAUUUGAAUCAGAGGAAAGCAUAAUAAUUUCUAAUUAAACAAUGAAUGCUAUAAAUAUCAAAAUUUAAAAACUAAUUUCUCUCUUAUAAAAUAAUUAAGAAUACUAAAAUAUUAUUAUUUUGGCCUAAGAAAUUCUAAAGAAUACAGAUAAUAAUGAGACAUUUCGAAGAUUAAGAUAAAUAUCUAAAUAAUUUGAUGAUUCUUAAGUAAAAAAAUUAGUCAAAGCUUGUUAUUUAAAAUAAUUAGGUUAAGAAUAAUUCCAAACAAAUACAUCAAAGCGAGAAUUUUAUGAUUUAGUGAUAAAAAUAAAAAGUUAAGUACCAUAAAAUAAUUUAAUCCAUUAAAUGAUGAUAAGUUCUUUAUAUGAUGAUGUUAUGAAGAAAGGAAUUCCAAAUUCAGAAUGGGAAUCAUAUAUGAAAAAUUUGUACAAUUGA
This is a messenger RNA of Paramecium sonneborni, 996 nucleotides long. NCBI's taxonomy places the organism in Eukaryota, Ciliophora, Oligohymenophorea, Peniculida, Parameciidae. The record is from the annotation of a GenBank genome assembly.